Folsomia candida is the source of this 632-nucleotide messenger RNA. RefSeq names its product 40S ribosomal protein S16 (gene RpS16). The coding region runs from base 114 to 554 and encodes 146 amino acids. Gene Ontology annotation, cellular component: ribosome; cytosolic small ribosomal subunit. The record is from RefSeq and is a predicted model, not a curated record. Lineage: Eukaryota; Metazoa; Arthropoda; Collembola; Entomobryomorpha; Isotomidae. Gene Ontology annotation, biological process: translation; maturation of SSU-rRNA from tricistronic rRNA transcript (SSU-rRNA, 5.8S rRNA, LSU-rRNA). The transcript is spliced from 4 exons. Gene Ontology annotation, molecular function: structural constituent of ribosome; RNA binding.
CACUCACAAGCAGCAGUUCUCUCCCUCGAUCUACCAUUCAGGCCUCCACUCAUCCACACUUCUUCAGUUUUUAAAUAAUCAGUUUUUUGAAAAAUUACAAGAAAUCCGGAAACAUGACGAGGGACACGAAUAUCCAAUCUGUCCAAGUCUUUGGGCGCAAGAAAACAGCGACGGCGGUGGCAUAUUGUAAAGCUGGUCGUGGACUGUUAAAGGUCAAUGGGCGACCAUUGGAAUUGGUAGAGCCAAGGAUCCUCCAAGCAAAAUUGAUGGAACCAAUUCUUCUUCUGGGAAAAGAUCGCUUCGCAGACGUUGACAUCAGGGUCCGAGUAAAUGGUGGUGGUCACGUCGCCCAGAUCUAUGCUAUCCGUCAAGCCAUCUCUAAAGCUUUGGUUGCUUACUACCAAAAGUAUGUCGACGAGGCUAGCAAGAAGGAGAUCAAAGACAUUUUGGCCCAGUACGAUCGUAGUCUUUUGGUAGCUGAUCCUCGAAGAUGCGAACCUAAGAAGUUUGGAGGUCCUGGUGCACGUGCCAGAUACCAGAAAUCCUACCGUUAAUAUCUUUAUUAUCAAAUUCCAGGAUGUUUGGACUAUGACAGCCGACUUUUUGUUGUAAUAAAUCAAAAAUACCUGAAA